UCAGACUGGCCAGCGAAACAACAGAUCCUCGAGCUCGUUGAGCUGGCUGUGCCGCUGUUCAUCUACGCUGCCACCGUGUGUCGGUAUGUUGGCAGCAAAGGAGGCAGUCCUACGGCUUUUCUGAACAAGGUCCUUCAGUAUCAGAAGGCAAGCUUUUCGCAGCUGGAUCGGACCUAUCUCCCUGUUCUCGACCAGCUGCUGAGUGAGCAGGAAGAAGACGAGAAGGAGACGUGGCUUCAGGAUUUCCGAGAAGUCGUUGGCAGCAUUGCUGUUCUCGAAAGCCCACUAUCUGCUGUCUCACUUGCCCGGCUGCUUCAAAUUCCCUACGAGGAGAUUCAAUGCCGACUUGACUCUUUGCACUCUGUUCUUAGUAUUCCCAACCGCGAGGACACUUCUAUUAGACUCUUACACUUAUCUUUUCGCGAGUUUCUCCUCGACCACCAAAAGCAGGGAAAGAGCCUGUUCUGGGUAGAUGAUAAAAGAACACACCGGAAGCUUGCAUCCCGCUGCCUUGAGCUUAUAUCUAGAUCUGGCGGUUUUUGUCAGGAUAUGUGCGGCCUUCCAGGCCCUGGAGUGCUAAGAAGCGAGGUAAAUGAGCAGAUAGUUGCUACUAGGCUGCCACCUGAUCUACAAUAUGCGUGUCGCUAUUGGGUUGACCAUCUCAAGCAGAGUGGGCAAGGCAUCAUUGACGGAGACGCGACGCACCUCUUUCUACAGAAGCAUCUUCUUCAUUGGCUUGAAGCUAUGAGCCUUAUAAGAGAAUCGAGUAGAUGCGUUACUUUGCUUGAUAGUCUUCAGGCGCUUACUAUUCGGUUCGUGCUGCGGUUCCAAUCUGUGCUUAGAAAUGCGCCGUUACAGAUCGAUUGCUCGGCAUUAGUAUUUGCACCAGAGAAGAGCGUGGUACGACAAACAUUUAUAGGCCGAGUGCCAGAAAAGGUCAACAUGCUAUCUAAGAAGGAAGCAGACUGGGACGCGUGUCGCAGCACGCUCGAGGGCCAUUCUGACGAUGUCAGCGCGGUGGCCUUCUCGCCAGACGGGCAGCUAGUCGCAUCAGCAUCUGGCGACAAGACAGUACGGCUGUGGGAGGCGGCGACAGGGACGUGUCGCAGCACGCUAGAUAGCCCUUCUGGAUACAUUUCAUAUAUCAAUUUCUCGUCAGAUAGCCAGGCACUUCAUAUGGACAAAGGCGAUAUUGCUUUGCCUCAAGCCCUAGUUGGCACAUCGUUCUUGAGGUCGAGGCCGCAGUCUUCGUACGUUCUAGUACAGAGCCAGUGGGUACUGUACAACCAACAACGCUUCCUGUGGCUUCCGCCAGAGUAUCGGUCAGACUCCACUGCAGUACACGAGGAAGAAGCUUGUCUAGGGCUUCUAUCCGGCCGCGUAGUUUUAUUUAGGAUCUUCUAA
Exserohilum turcica Et28A is the source of this 1404-nucleotide messenger RNA. RefSeq lists its product as uncharacterized. Gene Ontology annotation, molecular function: protein binding. Lineage: Eukaryota; Fungi; Ascomycota; Dothideomycetes; Pleosporales; Pleosporaceae. The transcript is spliced from 2 exons. The annotation marks the transcript as partial. The record is from RefSeq and is a predicted model, not a curated record.